CCAGAUGACUUCAAUGGAGACAGGAAGAAGACCCGAACGUUUUACCUUGCCACCCAACUAUACAUGAUGGCAAACAAGCACAUUUACGACACCGAUAAGAAGAUCACGUUCUUCAUCUCCUUCUUGAAAGAAGGAACUGCUGGCCCAUGGGCUGAGGCAGAGAUGACGAAGGCAUUCACCAAUGACCAAGGAUUUGGCACAUGGGAAGCCUUCACGACACGAUUCCUGAACGCCUUCACCGAGGCAGACACCGCUGGAGAUGCGAGAGCCAAGUUGCGCGUGUUGCGCCAGACGGCUACAGCAGACGGAUACAUCGCGGAAUUCCGCAUGUUGACCACACGAUGCGGAAUCACUGAAGACGUAUCCCUGAUUGAGUACUUCCAAGAGGGACUCCAGAACAAGCUAGUCGAGAAGGUCUAUGGCAUGGAGCGCAUGCCUAAGACGAUCGAAGAAUGGUACGAAGCCACAUCCCGAUUUGACAAUCAGUAUCGACGGGCGAGAGCGGUCAUCAACCGAUACAAGGGAGUUGGCCAGAACAGAAACUUCGUCACUCCGAAGUACACCCCUCCCUCUAAAGACCCCAAUGCCAUGGAUGUCGAUCGCCUAUCGACCAGUGACAGAGAGAAGUACAUGAAGGAAGGACAAUGCUUCACCUGUGGUCAGACUGGCCACAGAGCUGCCGAUCAUAAGCAGGACAAGGGAAAACAACCAGAGAGACGACCUGUCCGUGCUACAGAGGUCAAAGAAGACUCAACCAAAGAAGUGUCUAAUAUCGCCAAGAUCAAAGCCAUGAUGGCGGAACUUGAAGAGAACGACAAGAUCAAGCUUCUCAAAGAUAUGGCGGAGAAGGAUUUUGCCUAA
This is a messenger RNA of Gloeophyllum trabeum ATCC 11539, 861 nucleotides long. RefSeq lists its product as uncharacterized. Gene Ontology annotation, molecular function: zinc ion binding; nucleic acid binding. The annotation marks the transcript as partial. The transcript has a single exon. NCBI's taxonomy places the organism in Eukaryota, Fungi, Basidiomycota, Agaricomycetes, Gloeophyllales, Gloeophyllaceae. The record is from RefSeq and is a predicted model, not a curated record.